CCAUCCUGUGCAGCUAACUUCACGUAUGAACAAACCGAGUGGAGAAGACGCCAUAAAUUUGUUGGCUCAAUUUCUGCAAAAUUACCUUGGAUUUAGUGGAAAAAAUGGUUUGUGUGUAGUUUGUGGUGGUAGACGAAGGAUCAGUGAAGCGAUUGCGACAAGUGAACAAGUGCAGAAAGAGACAGAGAGAGAGAAUGAGCUACAAUCCGAAGCCACUACAGGUGUCCUCAGUGGCGGCGCCAUCCAUUGCGCCGUCGGCUGAUGGACAGCCGGCUGGGCAGAAUGCACCGCAGCAGCCGCCGAGUAUAUCGCAGGCGGCUAAAUUGACGCCUCAGCCGGCGUCGCAGCUGACGCAGGCAGUGAACAAUCUGCACGUGCUGGCGGCGGGAGGCGGCGAGCGCCUUGCGCAGAUGCAUCUGCAGCAGCAGAUGGUGAAUUUUCAGAAUCAGACCCUUCUGUUCCAGCAGCAGGCGGGCAAUCCAUCGGGGGAGCCUCUGGCACUGACGCGCGUUGUGGCUGAGGCAGCGGCCAAGCAGGCCAAUGGAAGUGUCUCAAUUGUGCCCCAGGCAGCAGCUCAUGGACCCUCCAUGGCCCAUCAGCUCCACACGACAUCUCUGAAGUUGACGUAUCAGAUGCAACACAAGCCGGCUACUACGAGUCAGCCGCCGGCUCAUAUGUCCUCUCAGCCGACCAGUGUCCAGCAGCAACAUCACACGGCCACCGUGGCCGCGGCUUCGCAGGCUCAGGUACAGCAUACGCCGGCGGGCAGUCAGCAGCCGGUGGUGAGUCAGCAAAAGGUGCCAUCGCCACAGAAAGCCGCUCCGCCGCCCCAGACAAGAGCCCCCGUGGCCGUGGCCACGACAACAGCGGCUCAGAGUCAGCUGCAGGCCAACAAUAAUGUCCCCAAGGCACAAUCGCCGCAGCAGGUGCCGCAGACGCCGCCGAAGGCUCCCCAGCCGGCGCCUCAGAGCAGCAAAGUGGCCACUGUGGUGACUCCGUCGAAGACGACAAUGAAGCUGGCCACAGUCACGACGCCGCGCAUCAAGCAGACGGCUAGGAAGAAUCAGGCAGCUCUCACGAGGCCACAGAGUAACUUUGCCGCCGCGGCUGAAGCGGCUGCGGCCACGAAGCCUUCGACAUCGGCAGCACCGGGAAGUGCAGAAAAAGCGGCUGUGCCGAAAGUUGUGGCAGCUCCGCCGGCAGCUCCGCCGGCCGUGCCGGAGAAGGAGAAAGAGAAGGAGAAGCCGAAAGAGGUGGUAAAGGAGGCACCGCUGCCGAAGAAGGAGAAACUGACACCGCCUGCUAAGACGACGCCCAAACAGUCCGGAAGUGUUUCAACAUCGUCGGAUGAUUCGUCGCCGCUGGCGGCCAGAUUCAAACGAAGUCGCACUCGAACAGUGCCCUACCAGAGUCCACUGCCCGAGUAUGCACUUCUGUCCAAGCUAUCCUAUGCCGAGAGCAGCUCCAGUGGCAGCAAGAACAGCGACGAUAAACUGGUGCUGUUCUACAAGAGUGAAUUUAUGGCAGUGAGGAAUGCCGAAGGAGGCUUCUUCCUCUGUCAGGCUCAGCACAAUGUUUACAAAUCCAGUCCGAGGAUUCGUAUUCAGUGGCUGUCGGAGGAGAAAGCCAACUCCACCAUGUACAUUCCCGAUUUCUAUGAUAUCACCGAUCUGGAUUGUGUGCUGACGAGUGUGGAGUUGAAGAAGCAAGCCAAGAAGCUGUACAAGUUGCCAGAGAAGGAAUUGGAAAGGAUACAGAAUAUCCUGAAGAAGGCAUUAGAUGUGGAGAAGGGAAUAUUGCCCAGACCUGAUGUCACAGAAGAGAAUCCCGAUGGAUUGGAUCUGUCACUCUACAAGGAUGAAUCCCAGCUGGAACGUUCGCCGAAGAAGCGCUCAGGGAGUGUUUCCAAGACACCAAAACGCACCAAGAGGACCAAAGUUGACGAUGAGACGCCAAAGAGGGUGUCAGCACGCACGAAAUCGCCGCGGAAGAACUUUGCAGAGUCGGACUUUGAGUUGUCGGAGGAUGAGGAGCCACCAAAGAUGCCAAAGUCCGGGGCAGCUUCUGCAAGAGUGGGACGACCACCGAAGCAGGCGACGAUGCCAAAGGUGGCACCAGCAAAGAAGACACCAGUUUCAACACCGACUAAGUCUCCUGCAAAGAGCAAAGAGUCCCCAAAGGAGGAACUGGCAGCAGUGGAAGUUGUAGUGCCCAAGGAGAUAAAGCCACGCGGGAGGAAGAGAAAAAAUUCACCAGUUGAUCCCUUGGCUCUGCCUCUGGCCAAAAAGACGCCCGUUCAGACGCUCCCGGACACUCCAGCUGCAGCGUCUGCGGCCAAGGGGGCAUCAGUAUCAGCUCAGAAGAAAUCUCAAACCAAUUCAUCUGUUGCUCAGAGUACAAAAAAGCCAGCGGCUAAAGGGAAAAAAGCAGAAGCUGUGCCGGAAGCUGCCAAGAAAUCAGCCAUUUCGCCACUACAACAAUCCAAGGUAUCGCCAAAGGCCAAGGUUGGCAAGGCGCAAGACACCGUCAAGGAAGCAGCAGCAGGUGGUCGAAUGACACGGGGCAGAAAGGUUAAAAAUCAAAUGAUGGGCGUGACUAAAUGAUUAGAAGAAUGUGUCAACGGUUCAUAAACUAUUUUGUGUUCAACUCUGAUUUUUCAGAGUUGCCAAAAAAUCCAAAUGAAAGCUGAAAAUCUGGAAAAUCAGGUGCAAUUUUCGCAGAAAUUGAAAGAAAAAAUUAAAGUUGCUACAAGGGGCAGAGGAGGAAAAAGUGUGAAGUAAAUUAAAGUGAAGAAGUGAUUUGUAAUUGACAAGAGGAUCUUAAAAAAAAGAUAAAUUCUCCCUGAAAAAGAAAAAAAAUGGGAGAAUAAUUGCAAUAUUGUAGGAUUUGUGCGUAGGAAGAUGAUGAAUGUGGGCGUUUCUUUGACAAACAAACAAACAAAAAAUAUAUAUUGUAUUUCACUGAUUCUACCAAUUUUAUAUUUAAGGCUAAUUAAUAUAUUUGUGUAUUUUUUUCUUUCUUUCUUUCUUUCUCAAAUACUAAGCACGAAAGAGAUAGGAUUUUUGGUAGACUUAAUUAUUAAAAAAAAAGAAAUGGUUAAUUUAGAAAGUUUUAUCUCCUUUUAAACCACACGCAAAAGUAAUAAUAAUUAAAAAAAAGAAA
Messenger RNA from Phlebotomus papatasi, 3162 nucleotides. RefSeq names its product titin-like. The coding region runs from base 195 to 2603 and encodes 802 amino acids. The record is from RefSeq and is a predicted model, not a curated record. NCBI's taxonomy places the organism in Eukaryota, Metazoa, Arthropoda, Insecta, Diptera, Psychodidae. The transcript is spliced from 7 exons.